AACCGUAUUGACUGGCGGCUGCGCGCUGGUUUGACUCCCAAAUGUCAAAUCCUGUGGCCGGGGUUAAUCACCUUCUCUGUGAGUGUUCACAGCAGCACAGAAAGUUCCAGCUGCUGCGGCUGGAUGUUUCUAACGCUGCCUUUUCCAGGCUUCCUCAAAGUGUGAGGGGCAGUUGUGAAGUCCCCAGAGAGCGAGGUGUGUGUGAUAUUGUGCCAAAAACAAAAAUAAUUGAUCUUAAAGCCGCAUUGGAUUAUCGUAGAUGAAGAUCGGCGACCUCUGGGAAUAACAUCAAUCAGUACAAACGUCUGCGGUUUCCUUUUCCCUCUGGUUCGAGAUGGGAAACGGACUUUCAGAUCAAACUCCUAUUCUGUCAAACUUUCCAUCUUUUCAAUCUCUCCACAUCGUUAUUUUAGGUUUGGAUUGCGCUGGGAAAACCACGGUUUUAUACCGAUUGCAGUUUAAUGAAUUUGUUAAUACUGUUCCAACGAAAGGAUUUAAUUCUGAAAAAAUCAAAGUGACUUUGGGCAACUGCAGGUCGGUGACUUUCCAUUUCUGGGAUGUCGGUGGUCAGGAGAAACUGAGGCCACUCUGGAAAUCCUACACUCGCUGCACAGAUGGUAUCAUCUUCGUGGUGGACUCGGUAGAUGUGGAAAGAAUGGAAGAAGCCAAAACUGAACUGCAUAAAAUAACCAGGAUCUCUGAGAAUCAAGGAGUGCCUGUGCUUUUGAUUGCAAACAAGCAAGAUCUCAGGAACUGCCUCUCUCUCUCUGAAGUAGAGAAACUAUUAGCAUUGAGUGAAUUAAGUUCCUCAACCCCAUGGCAUCUACAGCCAGCCUGUGCCAUAAUAGGAGAUGGGCUGAGAGAGGGACUGGAAAAACUUUAUGAAAUGAUCGUCAAGAGGCGGAAAAUGUUGAAACAACAGAAAAAGAAGAGAUGACUCUACAACAGUUGAAGAUACAAUGAUAUUUUGUAUUUUUGAAAGCUGAGAUGUUUCUACACUGGUCAUUAUUAUCUGUAGCCCUUUGACAAAGCUAACAUUGCAAAUGCAAGUCCUUUUGAGACCCAAGACUGGAUUUUUUUUUGUGUGUGGGAUCACAGUUGAAGGUGGAUGUGAUGAAAUAAGCAUUGAGAGCAGUUAUGCCAGAAUAAGACUGUCAGCAUCUUUUAUAGUUUGCCUGACCAAAUUAUAUUUAGAUUGUAGUACUUGUUCUGUGUUCAUUGACCUUCCUAAUGGUCAGGUAUGUUUGUAUGUAUGUGGGCUGUGUUUCAAUUUUAGGCCUAAGAGUUCAGGUACCUGCCACAGCACAAAGCUUUUAGGCCAGCUGAACACUGAAAAUAUUUAAUUGUUGACUGUUGUAAAAUGAAUACUUACAAAAAAUAUUGGGGAAAAUGGCUGCUACAGAUUGUAGUGUAAAAUGUUUAAGUGCUCUUCUGUUUCUAAAGUAAAGAAAUUUAAAGAGCAGGUUGUUAAUUAAGUCUUUGGAAGAAUAUUUAAAUGAGCUACUACUGGUAUUGAAGAAAUGUGAAGCAUUUCUGUGCUUGCCCACAUAAUUUAUAGUUCUGGGGUUGCUGGCAAAAGCAUAUCACUUAAUUGUAGAAUGGAUAUCAAUCGGUCUCAUACAGAAAUCUCUGAUGUGGAGGGAGAAGGGAAACAGUGAUGUUUAACUGACCUUGAACUUUUGAGUGUUGAAACAUUUUUUCAUAAUGACACUGGAACAUAACAUUUGUUUGUUCUUGUUACUGAUGAACAAGUUCCAGGAAGCCCAAAUUUCUAAGCAGUAUUACAUUUGGGAGAUGAAUUUCAUACCAUGAUAUAAGCUGUGACAUAAGAUGUGAGAGGGAAAAGAAACAGCAGGACUGCAUUUGCUGUCAAAUGUAAAAUUAGCAUAAUAAAGCUGUCUAAGGCAGCUUUGCCAUGAAUUAUUUUGGUGCCAUCUUUCUAUAGUUUUUGUGUGGAGAUUUCAUUUGCUUUAAAGAUUGUAGUGGUUGUUAUAAAAAAAAGCCACAUUUAAUUGUGACCAGCUGUUUCUUUAAUGAAGGAGGGUCUGAAUGUACAGCUAUUCUGACCUGAAAGGGACAGUAACAUGCUAUUGACACUGGCGCCAGCAAACAGACCUAGACUGCAUUCUCAUUAAUAUAGAUGAGUUUGCACCAAUUAUACAAAUUUAAACUGGGGGAGGGGGUGCAGCAAAUAGGGAAAGUUUUCUUCCCCCCCAAUUUGUUUGCAAGUAUCCUUUGUAGUUUGCUGUUUCCCUGAUGCAGGAUGUUUUCCAACAUGGGAAUUACUGAAUCAUUUGUUUUUCAUUAUUUAUUGUAUUACAUAUUUCAUAUUUAUAAAAUUUGAGCCGUGUAAUUAUUAUUGACACUUGUUGACAAAGACUGAUCCAAAUUUUGAUUGGCACAAGCCCUUAAAAUGGCUUACGAUUUCUUUUUGUAUAAAGAGGACCAGGGAUAAUUUGAAGCUUCAUCAUGUAACUGGAGACUUUCAUCUAAAGAAAACCAUGGGCUGAGAAGGGGUUACAUUUGACAAAUCAGUUAAUUCAGAAUUUUUUUUAUCUGAAACCUAGAUUGAUUAUUUCUAAAAUACAUUUUAGACUAUUUGUUACACCCCCAAAGGUUAAAAAUUAAUGAAAGGCUAGUGCAUAUACAGUGUAUUUUCUAUUUUUAAUUCUUUCCCCCUCUCUUUCAAUUUAAAAGGUUUUGAGAUGGCUGGUGAGGCAGGGUUGUUUGGAUGUGGAGGUGCUGGCCAUUCAUGUGUGUACAAGCACAAGAUGUUAUAAACACUGAAAUAUUCACACAUGUAAAUGGAGAUUUGGGUGUUCUGUUGAAUGCGGAGACUAUCUCUGGUAUGAAAAAGGCUAUGAAUAGUUUGCACAAAAAUCUUUAUGUAGUAUCUUGUUUACUUCCAGUAUUUUCCAAACUUAAAAAGGCAGGCCAAUUUAUUUAUGUUCAUUGCUAAACCUGAUCAAUUGUAAGCAAAAUGAAAAAGGCUAACCAAUUGAACUGGCAGUAAAUUAUUAAAAUAAAAAUUAAUUGCAAUUUAAAACUGUCUUGUCUCCUAUCUCCGAAGACCUUGCAUUGAGACAGUAAAAGCUCUUUGAUUAAAUGAGGCUAUUGGUAUUUUACUGUAACAAUUUUGUAAAUAUAUUCUGUUUGACUUGUGCAGUGGCUUAAAGAAAUGCACUUUAGGUGUUCAUUAAAGAUCAACAGCUUUGUGUUUUAAUAACUGAACGACUUUUAAUUGAUCUAUCUGGUUUCUGUGUUUACCAUCUUCACGUGACAUUUCCGGUCCCGGUUAGAAAAAUCCUUUAUAUUUAUAUAAAUAUUUGAUCUUAAUAAAUAAACUAAACAAAUCGUA
Messenger RNA from Hypanus sabinus (Atlantic stingray), 3358 nucleotides. RefSeq names its product ADP-ribosylation factor-like 4aa (gene arl4aa). Gene Ontology annotation, molecular function: GTP binding; GTPase activity. The transcript has 2 exons. The coding region runs from base 335 to 937 and encodes 200 amino acids. Gene Ontology annotation, cellular component: cytoplasm. The record is from RefSeq and is a predicted model, not a curated record. Gene Ontology annotation, biological process: vesicle-mediated transport; intracellular protein transport. NCBI's taxonomy places the organism in Eukaryota, Metazoa, Chordata, Chondrichthyes, Myliobatiformes, Dasyatidae.